Lymnaea stagnalis (great pond snail) is the source of this 7531-nucleotide messenger RNA. Lineage: Eukaryota; Metazoa; Mollusca; Gastropoda; Lymnaeidae. The record is from the annotation of a GenBank genome assembly.
UACAGCUUUCACUAGCGGAAGAUUUUGUUCCGCUUUAGAAGGCUGUUGCCAAGCAUUUGUAAACCGAAUCCCUUUGUAAACAAUGAGAGAGUGAAGAGUUUUGAAGAAGAGAAAUGAUGACCUGCUAAAUUAACAUAUAAUACAUCGUAAAAAUGUACUCAUUUGAUUUGUUUUAGCUAAACCAACAUUUGAAAGAACAUUUGAAAUGGCCACUGGCCAUAUAUUACCUGGAUAUGGACAAACAGUAACCAAUCUAAGAAGAGCUCGUUCUGCAGGUAGAUAUCCGCUUGAUACCUUCGCUCUUCUUGAAUUUCAAAAAUCAUCCCGUUUAUCUCAGCACGAAUUUGAUCAAAUACGUGCAAAUGCAAGACAGCUUUGGAGCAAUAGAACUCCAAAGCCUACCACAUAUGAUACAUAUUUUAGUGGUGGGGAAAUACUAGAAAUAACACAAGCACAGGUUCGACCUACAUCUGGUCAUCGUCGUAAUAAUCCACACCCACCACAGUAAGUAAAUCGGUUAAUUUAUUUUUAAAAAUUAUGAAACCUGCAUAGUUAUCAUUAAAAAUUCUUUAAUGGUGUAAUAAUUACAUUAUUGGAUAUUCUAUGUGUGGCAAUGUGCCACUAUUUGCAACUGCUUUUAGGUAACAUUUUAUAUGCGGCAGUAGGGAACAGAUAAGAAUAAGAGAAUCCACUCUCAUAGUCAUAGUGUGACUGCUAUGGGUAACCCCAAGCACGGACACAUCCAUGGUCAUUUAAAGUAACACACAGCUGUGUACUGGCCUUAAAAUUUUUUGUUGGUUAUUUACACGCCGGAAUAACCAUCCCUGCCCCGGGGUUGACCCAUGGUCAGCUCGGGACGCGGGUUCCCUGUGACUGUGUGUGGAGGGGGGGAGUGAACUGGGACUUGGAGUGUGUACAUUUGUUAGAUUGUGGUGUGUAACGGAUGCGUCGGGUCGGCGGCAGGUGUGAGAGAUUUUCCUGUCGGCUCAGUCAACGGAUUGUACCUUACAUUAAAAAGCUAUAGUUCUCAGACCUGAUUGUUUUAUUGUGAUUUUAUUUAAACUGUAAGCUACGUCACCACUCGGCUACAUAUGAAUUCUAUGAGGCAUGAACCGUGAUCAUUUAUGGUGAGAUGUUAUGAAAUUAAAAACAGAAAAGCUUUCUUACUUUCUAGUUCUAGGGGCCAUCCAUAAAUGAUAAUGAUGCCCUCAUGCAAAUGUUGCUGAUUUUUUCCCUCCCCACUUCGAUCAUCAAAAAAGUUAGACAGCCUCAAAUUUAAUAUACAAACUUCUGCACCCGCACCCCACCCACCCCCCCCAAUAAAAUCAAUCUGUCCUCUACUGUCCUUUACAAACCCUCACCAAAAUCACCUCCCAUAGAUAUUGGAUAUGAAAUCAUUGCACCUGUGUCAAAAACAUAGAACAAUGGUUCUUAAACAGGGUGAAAGUGCAGAAGACUCAUAAAAUAAAUGUCAUUUGCUGACAUUAAUAGUUGUUUCUGCCAAAAGUCAAUGUUUUUUUUUCUGUUGAAUUUUGUUUGCGCAUUACUGGUAUUACCGGUAUGUCUUUUGUCUAGAAAGUUAGCUUAACAAAUUAAACGACAAGAAAUAAAUUAUUGAAUUGUUAUCAAUUUUAACAUUUUAUAACAAUUUAGUUUAUAUGGGGGUGGGGGUUUGUGAGAAAUGCUUAGAAGUAGAAGUUUAGAGGGGAUGUCGCACUGUGAAAAAUUUAAGAAUUUUAAUUACGGGUACUAGCCUAGAACAUUUACUAAAAUCACCCCCACCCCCUCCAGUCCAACAUUUUUCAUUCCAUCUCAAUUCACAUGGUAGCCCCAAUUCUAUGAUUCCUGUCACCACAUUUUGAUAGUAUAUUUUAAUGUACCAGUAAUGAAAUGUAGGCCUUAAACAGUCUCAUCAAACGGCCCAUUAUUUGCUAGGUGUUUGGGCUGUAAUGAUGAGAAAUGCUGCCCCUAAAAUCCAAACAACAAGCUUUAUUUUGAGAAUAUCAACGUGAGAAAGCGAUACUUAAUUCUGACAACUGUCAAAGUCACUACACCCUGAUUCUGUGGCAUUCUGUAACUUGAUCAGAGGCCAUUUCUCUGACCUUUCAUGCAUGAACUGUUUCUCUCUGUGAUCUUAGCUUGAAAAUAAAAUAAUUAUAAUUAUUGUAUGAAUGUUAAAAAGGUCUGUAAUUUAGUGUUUUUAAGUGCAUUUUUUAACUACAAUGUUCUGCUUUUAAUGUGACGUCACAUUGCUGAUGAAAUAUGAACACAUUAUAUAGGUCAAACCAUACAUUAAUUAUUAUAUAAUUAAAACCUAAUUUCUUGAAAUUAUUUAUAAAUUAAUUUAUCCAAGGUCAGAAUGGGUUAAAAUAUUUCCUGCUAGUUUCCAGCCAAAAUUAAAAUAUACAAACAAAUUCACCACAAUGAUUUAACAAUGAGUGUGGAAUGGUCCCAUAUGAAUUAUGAUAAUACACUUUGUUGUUUUUUGUUUUUUUUAAAAACGCACAUCCCAUCCAGCUCAAAAUUUUGAGUCAAAUACAAUAAGCUUUUGACCCAUCUUGUUUGACCUUUGCUGGCGAAUUAUAUAUAUAGAUAAUUAUUAGUGUGGAAGCAACAAAUUAGUUAGGGAUAUAAGGUUUAGUGACAUUACACAAAGCUUAUUGUAUUUGACUCAAAAUUUUAAAUUUGGUUUAAAUUCAGAGUUUGCCUUCUCUUAGAUGGGUUGCCGUCCAAGGCUAACGAGUCCCAUCCACCCGGAAUGCUUGAAAUGUUGACUUUGGUGGGGAUUGAACUCCGGACCACCAGCCAUUUGGUUUGAGACAGUUUAGACCGCUCGGCCACCCAGCAUGUACCAGUAAUCAAAUGUAGGCCUUAAACAGUUUCAUCAAACAGCCCAUUAUUUGCUAGGUGUUUGGGCUGUAAUGAUGAGAAAUGCUGCCCCUAAAAUCCAAACAACAAGCUUUAUUUUGAGAAUAUCGACUUGAGAAAGCGAUACUUAAUUAUUUUUUUUAUUUAGCAUUCUAAUUUCUAAAAAAUUAUAAAAUUUCAGAAUAUUUCUGACUAACAGACUUCAUUAUAUUGGAAACGCAGAUAAAACACAAGAAGAUAAAGGUGAACAGACUUUUGUUUUAUUUUUAUUUCUCAAUUUAAUUGUCUGUCAACUAUUGGUUUGUUUAUUACAAAGAAUACCAAAGGUAAACCUUGCUAGAUUUAUUAAAAAUAUGCACAAUAUUAUUGUUUCCAGUUAUAUAUGUCCUUUAUGAACAUUAAAACUUUUUUUUCUUUCUUAGAAGAAGAUAAUCCUGCAACCAAAGAAGAAAAACUACUGAAUCAGAGAAAGUAUGUAGGCCAUUAUGAUUCAGCAUUCCUGAACCAGUAUAAAGAUACUAAUGUGAGUUUUAUGAUUGCAUCAAGCUCUUCCUAUAAUUUUCCCUAUAUAAAAUAUAAUGAAAAUCAGUUUAAAAAUGUGUUUUUAAUAUGUUUACCUGCAGCAAUAUAUAUAUAUUUUUUUAUAUAUGUAUAGCCUAUAAUUGAGCAUAGUAAUUAGUAAAACAGAUGGUUUGAAAUUUUAGUCUUUAGUUUUAACUGGGGAAAUAAUAUAAAUACAGAUUAUUUUUAUUGUUAAUAAUAAAUAAGUAAUUAUAAGUUUUAAAUUUAACUUGUGUUCCAGGGCUUUAAGAACAUUUUACCUCCUAGACAAGCACAGGCAGCAGAGGCCUGGGUCAAGCUUGCUGAUGAUAUAGGUGUGCACUCAAAAUUUCAUUAAAUUACUAAAUCCUGUCAAAGUUGUAGGCAGACUGCCACAUUUUUAACAAUUAUAAAAAUUUUUAUUGUGGUUGAUAAAUUGAAAAUAAUAAAAUUCUAAAAGUAAAAUUGUAAUAGAUUACCUAUUUUAAUGAAUAUCAUCAUUUAGCCCUGAUAAUUGAGAAUAAGAAACAAUAUUAUUAUUUGUCAUUUCUCAUUCUAGAUAAAGAAAGAGUAUUUGACAUUGUUAGAGACCAUGAAGAUUGGAAAAGCUUUCAGGUGAAUUAAAAAAAACUGUUCAAAUAAAUUGGUUAUGUUAAGAAGCUGCUUUUCACCAAAUUAAGUUCAAUUUUUAUUUUAUUUUUAUCAUUGCUUUUUAUUACCAGGUGAAGUGAAAAAAAAAAAAAAAAAAGCUCAAAACUUAAAAACUGUAAUUGAUUAAUGUCAACUAUUAACUGACAUUUUCAAAUUUGAAUUAUCAUUUAUAACAUAGGCACUGGGCAGACUUGAUUUUGUAUUGUUAUAUCUCUACUGUUUCAGGAGGAAAAAUUGGUAAGGCGUCCAAAAACAGCUUAUCCUUCCCUUCAAAGGUGGAUGAAGUUCAGCGGUGCAGAAGGUAAUUACACUGAAUACAAUAAAACAUGGCACACUCAAGACAUAAAACAUGCAUUAAAAACUAUAUUUUGGUUUUUCCAUUCAUGAAAUACAAAUUUAUCAUCAAAUGAAGUUCAAUUGCUUUUUAAAGUCAAUAACUAACAGAAGAUUACCUGUCUUUUAUUUCCAUUGCUUUUUGUUCAGGGGUGGAGAACCAUUUAAAUUGUCAACUAUUUUGAAACAAAAUUUGGUCAAGAACCAACCCGAAAAAUAAUAGUUGUGUCUUUUAAGCAUGUGAAAAACCUUUUCAAAUAGCAAAUCACAUAAGAGAUAAAGAAUAUGGAAUUGGUAGGAGUAAUUUUGUAAAACAUUAAUAACUGAACUAAUAGUAAAAUGUAGUGAAAUAUUCUCUAAAUAGAUCCAUUCUACCUAGAAAAAGUUAAAUACCGGCAUUCAAUUUAUGACAUGACAAGUUCUCAUACUGCAAAAAUCAUAGUAACAAUAUUUUACUUGUAGACAAACUAAAAUGUUAAUUUGGAUUUCACUGUAAGAGGAAAUAUUUUCAAAGGCAAAAAAUUAUUUCAUUGCAUGACAUAGUUGUCCUUAAAAUGACACAUUAUACACCCAAAAAAAACAAACAUGUUACUAAACCAAUUUUUUCCCUUGAAGGUGAAUCAAACUUUUAUAAGGUAUACUAUUAUAUUAUUAAUGUGAACUUAAAAAUUUUUUUUUUUUAAUUUUAAAAUUUCUGUUUGGAAAUAUAAAUAUUUCUUUCAGAAAAUGAGGCAACCUCUCAAACAAUGAUGAAAUCAAACCCCUUAAUUAAAUAUGAAGACUCUUCAUAUUAUGACCAAAAGAGAAGGGACAGCACUUCUGCUGGACAAACUUAUCAGUACCCAAGGAUAAGACGUGGAGAUUAUAGCAUACAUCCUGGCUGGCCUUCAUCUCUUCCUCAUCACAGGGUUCCAUAAACAUUUCCAAGUUGCUUUGUAAUAAAAUGCAGUUUCUAAAUUAAACCUUUAUGAUCAUAUGAAGUAAUUUUAAAAAAAUUAAUGUAUGCAUAAAAUAGGAAAGAAAUGUUUAAAAUAUGUCAAGGGUAAGGAAAAAGCAAGGCUUGAAUUUAAUUUUUUUUUUUACAUUGGUAGAGUUCAGUUAUGAUAAUACCACUUAGGUAAGCGUAAUUUAGCCACAUCUUAAUUAUUUUGUGGGUAAACCAGGGUUGGACAAAUUUUUUGUAAAUGGCUUACAUUUUAAGUUAAGCUCAAAACACAAAAAAUUUAUUUUUGGAGAGGGGUGGGGGCCACAUUAAGGGAUAAAUAAAGAUAUUUGCACAAUGGCACAGCACAUGGGAGCUAAUGUUCUUUAAUAUAUUUUGACCCUAUAGAUCAUUUUCUCUUCUUCACCGCAAUAUAAUGAGUUCAUUUAUUGAUUUAUACUAUACAUUUGAUGGUAAGUUAUGUCGAUUACAUAAGCAUAGAUUUGAGAGAGGAAACAAUAGUACUUAGAAGCAGGUGGUCUCUGGUUAUAAGUGUCAAUGCAUUAUACUAAAUUAUAGUAGGGGUUAGGAGUCUCAUUGAUAUUAUAACUGCCUAUGUAUGUAAAAAUUAAAUGUUAAUAUUUGUUGCAAUUUGCAAAAGUAAGCUAGUGAUAGUCACUGAUAGGAGAUUCAAUUUUUGGUAGGAACGUUGCGUUACAAGGUUAUAAGUGAAAGUACUGCAUAAUUAAUAGUUCCUGCAGAGGUAAUCAAGCAGGGUACGAAUGCAACUAUAGAUGAGUGACACAUGCGGAUCCAAUGUAGUGCAUUCUUUGAAAUUUUAAAUACUUUGAAAUGUAAUGGAUUCCAAGCUCCUGAGCCUUACAAAGAGUUUGUGGGCCAGAUUUGGCCGACGGGAUGAGGUUUGCUAACCGCUGAUGUAAAUUUAUAACAAAACGUUCAGUUUUUUUCAAUACCGGUAAUAUUUAUUUGGAGAUAUGUUGUUUUUUUUCGUACAACCAAUAUAUUUAAAACUGUAACUUUAAGCCAAACAUUACAUGUACCAGUACAUGUUAUUUAGAUUUAAUUUUAAGAAAUUCAAAUGACUGUUCCCUUAAUGAUUGAAUAGCUCAGGUAAGAGUUCAUAAUUACCUAAUUUUUUAUGUAUACACUACAUAGUUUAGGUACUUUAAUUUAUGUAACAGUUUUGUCCUUUAGUAAUGUCAAACAAGGACUUUUUAGAUAUGUAAAUGAUUACAUGUAAUAUAAUUAUAUCAUAGAAGGUUUAGGAUAAGCCUUACCAGACUUUUUAGGAUUAGCCUUACCAGACGUAACUAUUUACAUAGGUUAACAGUACAUGUUCCAUUAAUGAAUGUUUUAAUGUAAUACUGUGAAAUUUUUUUAAAUCGGGGGUGUCCAAAAUUACCAUGGCUCUAUACAAUCAUGAGAUUAUCGUUGACAGCCCCAAUAAACCUUGGACACCCUUGUUUUAACGAUUGUCAUCCAAUCGCCUUUAUAUGUUAUUUGGGUAUGGGUACUACAAUUUUAAUUCACCACAAAAAUUAUCAUUACUGCUAUUCUGGCUAUGCAGUCAGAUCCGGUUUAAUAAAUACAAAUGCUUCUGUAGACACCAUGAAUUCUUUGAAAAUUGCUGCAUUAGUUCACAAUGAAGUCAGUUGCAUCUUGUUUCUACAACAACACGGCAUUAUACAUGCUGUCAGACGAUGUGCUAACAACCACAAAGUUAACUGAAUGCCAAUACUCAAGGCAUUGAACAUAUGUGGAAAUUGGCAAAAGAGAGCACACACAGAAAUAUGCUCAAUUCUUAUUUGUGUGGGUUCAUUUUGCGUCGAUGUUUUAAAGUAAAUGGUUUGAAUAUAUUCAACCCCAUUGUAGACGAUAUUGUUCAAAUUUGGCCACCACAGUAGUGGAAUAAUUAAAAAUUUUUGCAUUGAUUUAAAGGUUUUUAUUCAAAAGAACAUUUGUUUUAUUGGAAGUAUGAAUAAUAUUUUUUGCGGUGAAUUAAAAUUGAAGUACCAUUAUUUGUGUGAACAUGAUUCUCCAUUCAUUUAUCUUUUAAUUAAAGAAGCUAAUGUUAUUCAUGACAUUUUCCCAGGUUUUAUAUCAUUGAGUUAGUGUCUUGACUUUAAUUUACUUAAAUCCAAGAAUAAAUAACAACCAUCAGAAGCACUGGAUUUAAAAUAUUCAAGAACAAGUUUU